CAACCCAUAAAACACAAAAGUAAAUUUUUGUAUACAAAAAUUUAUCAAGGUUUCAAACCAAAAUAUACAGAUUCCAUUGGAGCGCGGACUCGUCGCUCCCCCAAUUUUGGCAUUGCCCAGACUUUUAUUACUGUCAAUCAAGGCAGACGACGAUUAAAGUUUUACAAAACUGAAACUAAUGCCACAAGUGCACUACUUACGACAGUUGACAAAAAUAAACCCAAUAAGGGUGCAAAACGUCGCAAACAAAUGAAAUUUGAGAAAACAACAACUGACACAAAUAGACUGUUAUUGAAGAAAAUUGAGCCAACAGUGGCUUCAUAGUCGUCCCUAUUUUCCUUGCUGUUACGUUUUUUCUUCCGUUGUUGCCUCUUUGUUGCAAUUAUAUGCUUGAACUUGAUCCCAGUGUUACAAUAAGCCGAUUUGAGGAGGUAAGUACACACAGGACCAAUCAAAAAAACCACUGGGGUGAGGCAUGAUUCAAUCCACGUCAUUUGCUGGAAAAUCCAGACCGGUAACAGCGACAUAAACACCCCAUUUAAAUAAAAAACGAAUAAACUUGUCCAUGUCACGUCUUUACUGAAAUCUCUCAGUAAAAUUUUCUCGCGUUUUGUAAAACCCGCCAUUUGACAAAUUUGUGACAAGUUAUGAGGACGCUAUCUGGCGGUGACGUUUCCCUUUUCUCGUUAUAGUGGUUAGGUUAUGUUUACUAACGUUCAAAACAAUAAUAUUUAAAAAAAAUUGUGCCUUAUAGAAUAAAAUACACAAAAAUGUACAAAGUACUAACUUGCUACAUAUUCGGGACACUUUUCUUGCAAGCCUCGGCGCUUUGGUGUUACCAAUGUGUCUCGAAUCAGCCGGGGUGUGGUACCCCUUUUAACUGGUUGUGGCACUGGACGAAAGUUUGUCCCGAAGACGACGACGUUUGUGUUAAAAUAAUAGAAGAAAAAGAUGGUAAUACAAUGAUAACACGGGAUUGUCUCAGUUAUUUGCAAGGGGUACGUACCGACAUCCCUGCCGAUCAUUACGAGGGGUGUAGGCCUGCCGCUGUUGAUGUGAAAUUGGGACAUUAUGUGAAUAAUUCUAUUAAAGAAUUAGAUGUCCACAGGAAUUAUUAUGACAAGACCACGUGGUGCUUUUGCUUCCUUGACCAUAGGUGUAAUGGUGGUCUCACAAUAUACCCAUCAUUAGGGGUCCUUGCAGGGGGUAUCAUUUUUCUAUUAUUGAAUAUCUUAUAAGCCUAAUUGGGGUCUGGCUAAAUUCCGUCCAUUUUAUCGAAUCUCACAAAAUGUGUUAUUUUGUUACAAAUUAGUUAUAAGUUUGUAUUACAUUUUUAUUAAUGAAAAUUUGAGUAAAUCUAUGACAGUUUUUACCUCCUGAAGUUUAUUUGCAUGAAAAUGGAAGAAAAUACAUCGUUUCCAAAGCAGUCUUUAAAUAAAUUUUUCAUAAUUAACACUUAAAUUUGGGCUAACACGGUAGAAAUAUUAGACUUUUCUACUUGUCAGAAGUAAGCAAAUCGCGCCGUUUGCUGUAGUGAUUUUUUUGUUAUACUCGUAUGUAUUGUUGGUGAUUGCGCAAUUAUUUCAUUAUAAAUUACUAUUUUUGUAGGACUUUAUUAUGAAAUGUAUUCAAAUUUUUAUAAAUGAUUCAAGUAAACGUUUGAUAAUUA
Molecule: messenger RNA, 1669 nt
Organism: Tribolium madens (black flour beetle)
Lineage: Eukaryota; Metazoa; Arthropoda; Insecta; Coleoptera; Tenebrionidae
Gene: crim
Exons: 4
Coding region: 771-1238 (155 amino acids)
Biological process (GO): regulation of synaptic transmission, cholinergic; positive regulation of voltage-gated potassium channel activity; sleep
Source: RefSeq, a predicted model, not a curated record